Messenger RNA from Anopheles nili, 2052 nucleotides. RefSeq lists its product as uncharacterized. Bases 1 to 2052 code for a protein of 683 amino acids. Gene Ontology annotation, molecular function: amino acid transmembrane transporter activity. Lineage: Eukaryota; Metazoa; Arthropoda; Insecta; Diptera; Culicidae. The transcript is spliced from 8 exons. The record is from RefSeq and is a predicted model, not a curated record. Gene Ontology annotation, biological process: amino acid transport. Gene Ontology annotation, cellular component: plasma membrane.
AUGGCGAAUGUGUUCGAGUGCGUGGUAAGUGGCACUGGGAGUCGUUGGAUGGUAGGCACCCUGAUCCUGACGCAUUUGAUAGCGUACAAUGAAGCCGGUGGGCCUGGUUCUAUGAUAGGCAUGGGUCUGGCUGCCCUCUACGCCGCAUUCGCCGGAGCCUGCAAAUCUGGCGUCAAAUCGCUGCAGAUCUCCUACAUCCGCACCACUCACCGGGUCGACUUCUUCUGCCUGUUCCUCGCCAAGUGGAUGGACAUAUUGGCCCUGUUUUCCGCCUGUGCGGUUCUGGUGCGAACGCUAAGCUCUUCGCUCGACGCCAUGACCGGUGGAUUGGCGAGGAUGUAUAUUUUAGGACGAAACUCACCAGCCAACGAGCCGUGGCCCGACGUCAUCGGCGUCGUAGUCAUCUUCAUCGUCACCGGAAUGUUCAUGCUCGGACUGGAGAACACCAGAAUCUUUGGCUUUCUCAUGAUGGCCGGAGUGCUGCUCGUCGGUUCGCUCGUUGUCAUCAUCACAAGCCUGCGGGGCAACCUGGCUCUGUUCCGCACCGAACCGAUCCUUCCAAAGGGAGUAGUUGGGCUCCUCUCCGGGACGGCCCUGUCGACGUUCACUUACUCGAACGAUUUACUAAACGGUAAUUACAUCAAACGUCUCCUGGGAUUGGUCGUUAUCCUGCUAGUUUUACUAUCGAGCGAGCUAGUCGGUGCGUGCUUAACGAUGCUGAUAAAAUUCAGCUCCAGCCACGACUACGAGGCGGUUCCGAUUCUCUCCAUCCUGGAGCUGAAGGACUUUCACAAACUGAUCCCGGCCGUUGCCUGUCUGCUCGUUCUCACCUGCUCCGGUGCGCUGCUGGAACUGUUCCCCGAAAUGUACACUCAGAUCGUGCAGUUGACUACGUCGGACUGGCGCAUUUUAGCCAAACAGAUUGGAUACGAGAAUCGGGACAGUGGUAGUCCAACGUUGACCAUCUUCACCGGUGGCAGCUUGUGUGCCAUGCUGGCCUUCGCUUGUCCGCUGGAGAACCUCACCUACAUCCUGGCAGCUAGUAACAUUCUGGCCACGCUUCUGAGGUCCUUUCACUUCCUUUAUCUGCCUUUUCGGCCUCACUAUCUGGAGCAACAAAAUGAGUCCAGCCUCGCAUACAGUCGUUUAAACACUGGCAAACCUACGACUACAUCUAAUGCUCCGGUGAACUCCAGUAACGGGUUGCGAUCGAGCCGAAGAAGUCUCUGGUGCUUCAAGACACCUCGAUUCUACGCCUCUACGACAGCUCUAGCACACCACGUGCUCUCGGGAAAUCGUGGAACAGUGUCAACCUCGCACGGAUUCAACCGGGAAGAACACGAACGUGAGUGGUUACUAUUGGGUGAACCGUCCUCACCGAAGGGUCCACCACAUACUCCACCGAACAUCGAAUCGACGGUUCUGUCAGAUCAAAUCUCAGACAUCGAGUGCAUCGCGCUGGCGAAACCAGAAAAUAUGGACAGUGAGGACAGCUCCACGGAUAUUGACGCCAUCGUGGACGAGUACCGGCAGAAGGUGACUGUUUCGACGGCAGGCUACAGUUCGGUCGGUGACUCACUUAGACUCCCGACGGCGAACAGUUGGUACUUGGCGAUCAUUUUCAUCGUACUAAUCAUGCUUGGGAGUGUCAUCACCGCCACAGGGCUUAUGCUGUGGGACACCAUCAUGAUCAUUGCGGGAGUGAACGUGGUGUUCAUUCCCGCCACCAUUCUGCUGCUCUUUCCGAGGUACGACCAAACGAACUCCUCAUCAACACCCGCCAUGAUGACCUGUGUCGUUACUGUGCUGGCUUCGUUCAUCCUCUUCUCGGCAUCAUUCGCCCAGUCAUGGCCUGCUUUACUCCUGUGGUUUCUGGCAGGUCUGUUUCUGUUCAUUCGAUGUGACACCUGGUGCUGCCUGUGUCUAGAUCGGCCCAGCAGUGGCCAGACGACUCUCAUCACCAGUGUAUCCUCGUCCAAGGCAACAUCGAUUCGCGUUCCACGACCACCAAAGGGCACUAUCAUCCAAGCGCGCAUCGCUGGCCACAGCUGA